CUGGCCGGGACGGGAGCGUUGGUGCCGGUCCGUGCAGCGGUCCCGGAGCUGGGAGCGGCUCCAGCACAGGUGCUGCCGCAGCGUCCGGGCAGCGGGGACAGCGCGGGACUGAGCUGGCAGCGCCUUCCUGAGCCUCGGUGUCCCGCAGGGCCGGGACCGGCCGGGACCUGUCAUCAUGUCCCUUUCAAUGGGCCAUCCUCCUGGGGGUACAACUGUUCUUGAGGCCGGUCUCGGAAACGAUUUUCCUGAAGUCGGAACGCGUCGGAAGCUAGGUUCCGAGCACAGUGAUUCCGACUAUGAACUGGAGGAGAAUGAAAUAUCCAUUCAUACUAAACGCUCCAUUAUUAGGCAUCCAAAGUAUCUCCCGAUACUCCAAGAGGGACAGGCAGCCGGGCUGGCACACUUGCCAGGGGCACAAGAAGCCACUUGUCAUAAGAAGAAGGAUACCACUCGUGAGCGAGCAGCAAAUGAAGAUGUGGAGAAUGGAAUCUGCAGCAGCGAUGGCAGAGUGAGGGAGCCCCUGGAUCCCCAGGGCACAUCAGCAACCGGCCAUGGGCACAGAAGAUUGCCGGGCAAGAGGUUCAGCUGCCAUCCCGUGCUCUCCUUGGUGCUGAUCCUGCUCCUGGUGCUGGUGCUGGCGUUGGCGGUGGCCUUGGCUGUGCAGUCAGCAACACAGACUCCAGUUCCACCUGCGACUACUCCCGUGGUUCUGGGCUGUCCCCAUGGCUGGAUUGGAUACAAUGGACUCUGCUACUACUUCUCAAGGGAUUACAGCACCUGGGAUGAGGCUCAAGAGCGGUGCUCGGAGCUCGGGGCCUCCCUGGCCAUUGUCAAGGAUGAGGCAAUGGAUUUGCUCUUCCGCCUCGGCGGGAACGGCGAUUACUGGGUGGGGCUGCGCAGAUGGGGCGAGCACCUGCAGUGGGGGGACGGCAGCAGCUUCAGCUCCUCGGUUCCUGUCCUGGGCAAUUCCGAGUGUGUGUACCUGGCUGAGGAGAAAUUCAGGAGUGUGAUCUGCUCGAAUCCGCAGCCGUAUCUCUGCAGCAAGCCCCGAGCUCCCCUGUAACAGGGGCUGGAGAAAGGAGCUUCUCCACGCUGGGCAGUCCCAGCUUCACCUCUCAGCCCAGCUCAGGGCUGGCCUUUCUCAGCUGCACCCUGUGCCUUGCACUUGCUCUCAGGGUCACCUCAGUGCCUGUUCAUCCCCACUGCCAGCGCUGGGCUGGCUGUUCAAAGGAAAAGUCUCUGCAAUCCAUCCUGCCAGCCGUGCUAGCUGGAGUGAGGGGAUUGCCCUCACUGCACAACGAGCUGGAAUGGGAAAUCCAAAUCACCCUGGGCUGUUGGAAAUCAUCAGUAAGUGGCCUGGAGGUGAGACUUUUCGACUCUCUUUGGAAAGGAAGAACAGCUGAGAGAUUCUCAUUCCCUUGCUUUGAUUUGCUUGAUAAUUAAUAUAAUUACUUUUCUCUUUCCUGGCCCUCUAUUCCCAUGAUGGAUGAGAGAUCUCUCCUUGCCUUUAUUAAGUCCCUUGAGCCUUUCCUGAUGUGUUCCAUUGCCUGCCCAGGGUGAGGAGGAGAGGGACAGAGAAGGUUUUGGUGGCACCGGGCACCUGGCCAGGCCCAGCCCACCCCAAUCAUCCCUGCAAUAAUUCACUCCUAUCCCACCAUUGCCCGGUCCCACGGUGGGUCUGGAUUCACGGGCAGGAGCCUGGAGUGAGAGGAGGCAGCUGGUGCCAGGGGGUGAAAUGUCUCUGCUGGGAGCUGGCAGGGAGAGGAGGAGGAGAAAGUGGUGCAGAGUAAAGGGGAGAGAAAGAGGGACAAGGCUGGAGCGGUGGAAAGGGGCGGGGAUGGGCAUGGGGCAGGCGGGCAUUUUGCUUUCCAGCUCUGAGGGAGGAAACGGAAAACUGUCAAAUGCAUCAAAGAAAAGAGGGGAGAAACAGCAGGCGCUGGAUAUCGCCGACAAUUGGGAUUGAUUUCUGUGCCUGAGCUGCCAAGGCCGGCAGACUCCGAGCCCCGCCGGACGCCGCCAGCGCUGCGCUGUGUCUUGCCCUGCCCUGCCCUGGCUCAGCCCGCCUGGCCAGACGGCCCCUUGUCACUGCAAGAGCUGCACCGAGGGACAGCUGGGCUGCUGCUGCAAUGGGAUCGGGAGAAUAAAACAAACAGAAUCAAAAGCUGCACUGCCGGGUCUCCUCUGCCCGCUGUCACUAAUGGAGCAGUGCCGAGCCACAACGGAGCGGCGGUGCUGGUUAAAAAGAGUCACGGGAAAGGCUGGGAAAUGUGAAGGGAAUUCAGAAAAUGGUAUAAAAUACUCUGAAAUUACUGCACCAGCUGUGGCUGCUGCCAAAGUAUCACCAAAAAGAGCUGCACCAAGGGACCAUCAGGGUAGCAGAGGUGCUGAAAGAGCAGCGGGAAAGGCUGGGAGGAGUGACGGGAAUAGAAUAGGGAGAGACACGUGUGAAAUGUUCUCAAAGCGCUGCUCAAGCUGUGGUCGCUGCCCCACGACUGAAGGAGCUGCAAUGAGAGACCAGGGGGUGGCGGUGCUGGUUAAAAAGAGGCACGGGAAGGGCUGGGAAGUGUGGCAGGAAUAAAAUAGACAAAAUGGUGUAAGAUAAAAUAAUCAAAGAAUGCACCAGGAAUGGACACAGAUUGCUUUCACUGAAAGAGGUGCACAGUGGGACAGCCGAGUUGGCAACCUGGAAAUGGUGUGACUUGUCUUUUGCUUUCUAAAUAAUCAUCAGUGGUUAUUUAGUUUCAAGGCCAGUGGGUACAGUCAGAGAUGUCCAGAAUCAUGAUCACAAUGGGAAAAUCUGGGCUUGGCAUUACUGUGACAAACAUGAGAAAGAUCCCAGGAGUAGAGAUAGAGAUUUCCCAGCUUGCUCACAGGGAGAACACUAUCACAUUGGGACAGAAAAUGCUGAUAGGACAUCCUUUCCCACUGGUCCCCAUGCUCAGCUUUAGAUAGUGUUCUUCAGUGGUUUUAUCCAUCGAAGCAUUGCAGAGGGACACAGAUGAUUUACUAGCAUAUUAAAAAGAAGCUGAAAAACCAUGAAGGAUGAGGUUUGGGAUAGGGACAGAAGCAAAUUCAUACAUCAUGUGAUAGUUCAAUAUGGGUUCUGUGAGUAUGCACCAUAGAGGACAGCUGGAUUAAACUACAAUAUAUUCCAAAGCUGU
This is a messenger RNA of Oenanthe melanoleuca, 3161 nucleotides long. RefSeq names its product early activation antigen CD69-like. The record is from RefSeq and is a predicted model, not a curated record. Bases 176 to 1063 code for a protein of 295 amino acids. The transcript is spliced from 6 exons. NCBI's taxonomy places the organism in Eukaryota, Metazoa, Chordata, Aves, Passeriformes, Muscicapidae.